AUGAAUCGUACCCUCGCACUAUCCCGCAAAACAGCUUUCUCCUUACCCAUCCGGCCCCGACCUUCACCUCUCCCUUCUAACCUUAUCAGACCUACCCAACCUUCUAAGCAACUCACCAUCGCCCAAGCCCUCUUUCCUCAACUGACAGUAAGAGGAAUCAGGUUUUAUGCUACGGACAACAAGGAUCAUCCAGGUGGGAAAGGACCUAAUCCUGGACCUGACCCAAAGACGGUGAGGGAUAGUAAUAGGGAGGAUCAAAAUGCUACACCGGGAGCAAGGGAAGAGCUGAAAGGCAUGACCAAAGAUUUUGCUCGAAUCAUUGCUGGAUCUUCCCCUCAAGCCCAAGCUCUAGGUGCGAGAGAAGUAUCCGCUCAUGGGACAUCGCAUGGAAGUAUCACAGAUGAUUUCCUCUCAGUGACCAAGGGAAUGUUCACCUCUGUCCCUAAACCUGUCUUAUACACAGGUCUGGCUGGUACCAUUCCCUACCUCGGUACUUCAUUAUCCAUCGUUGCUCUAGCCCGAGAAGCCUCUCUGGCAGCUGCAGGUGAAUCUCCCGCAGGUCUUGAUCUCGCUACCUGCUUAUCAUACUUGCAUACCAUGGAACAUGUUCAAAUCACCUACGGAGCGAUCAUCCUCUCUUUCCUUGGUGCUUUACAUUGGGGAAUGGAAUUUGCCAAACUAGGUGGUGAACAAGGAUACCAAAGAUUGAUCAUCGGUAUCUUACCUGUCUUAGCAGCUUGGCCUACACUUCUCGCUUCUCAUGGUGUAGCAUUGGCUGCACAAUGGUUUGGGUUCACAGGAAUGUGGUUCUUGGAUCAAAGAGCUACAAUUGCUGGAUGGACCACUCAUUGGUAUUCUACCUACCGAUUCUACCUGUCCAUCAUUGUUGGAUUUUCGAUCAUCGGUACUUUGGUCGGAACAUCAAUUUACGGUGCUGGAGCAGGUGCGACUGAAGAUGCCCAUGCGGCUCAUCUCAGACAUACCACCCCACGUACAUCCGCUCUGAAAAGAUUGGAUAAAGUAAAAGAGAAGAACUACCCUUCGCAUGAUUCUUCAGCAAAGGUAAAUAGGGUAGAAGGUAAAGUUGGAGGACCGAUCCAAGUGGACGAAGAAGGAUCUGGAGAAGGAUAUCUGAAAUUGAGAAAUAUUGAUAGAGAGAAAGAAGAAGAAGAGAAGGCUCAAAAGGAAAAAGAAGAAAAACAAAAGGAACAAGAUGAAAAAGAAAAGAAACAGAAGGAAGAUUCUCCAAACGACAUGAAAUCUUGA
Molecule: messenger RNA, 1266 nt
Organism: Kwoniella mangroviensis CBS 8507
Lineage: Eukaryota; Fungi; Basidiomycota; Tremellomycetes; Tremellales; Cryptococcaceae
Exons: 6
Coding region: 1-1266 (421 amino acids)
Source: RefSeq, a predicted model, not a curated record